AUGGCAGCUCUUCUAGACAGUGAUAGUAGUGAUGGAGAAGAUGAAGAUUUUGAAGGUUUUGUUGUCAGUCCUGAAGAAAAGGCAAGCUACAGAGUGUGGUCAAGGAGAAGAAGAACUUUAAAUGCAGUGGAUAGUGACUUUGAAAGUGAAGAUGAUGAUAAUGAGGAAGAUGACGAGGAGGAUGGAGACGGUGAAGAAGAGGAAGAAGAAUGUGAGGGUCUGUUUCAAUGUGAAACAGGGGUUGCUUACAUAGCUGCCAAAGUGUAUCCCUUCUUAUAUAAUAUGUGGAAUUUUUUUGAAAUUUUGACUGGUUCUUUCUUAUGAUCUAUUAGAUGAUUUCAACAACUUUCUUGCUUUUUUUAUUGUAUAAAGCAAAUACAUUCCAUGUUGCCAUGGGUCUACAACUCAGAAAUAGAUCAUGCAAGAAGUCAAAAUCUGGUAAGAACAUCAGUGACUCAGUUGGCUCGUCCUAGUCUGCCACUUUUUCAUUCUUGCCACUUUUUCAUUCUUACCACAUCAUUUUUGAUGUCUUUUGUGAUCUACCUGUAUUUCUGAACAGAUGCAUGGUGAUAUGGAAUUUAUUCAUUAAUUCCAUAACAUGAAGGAGCAGGGAGGAUUGAUCUAUGACACAACUGAUAGGAUGCUUAAAAUGGCAAGUUACUGCUCAGGAUUUUGUCAACUUUUCUCAGCAGCUUGCUGUUAUAUAUUCUGGUGAGAGGAGAGAGAGUGGCACUACUAGAAUUUAGCUUCAAAAAAAGUAAAGAAGAUCCUAAGAUUAAUUUUAAAUUGUAUUCUGUAGAUGAAGAAAAUGACAAACUUGAUGCUGUUCUUGACGAUGUGAACUUUGAUGAAUCUGGUGAAGAGACAUCCACAAGCAACACUGACCAGUGUCCAGUGUGUUUGAUGUCUUUUAAAGAGCAGCUACUGGGAACACCUAACAACUGUUCACAUGUGUUUUGUUUUGAAUGUAUACAGGAAUGGUCAAAGGUGAGAAGGACAUCCAGAACCUUACACGUUGAUAACUUUCAAACUUAAAGGAGCUUGGUGCAAACUGGAACUCGAUUUCACAAACUUCUCUCACCUCAAACUUAUAGACUAAUAAAGUGAUGAGGAAACUUGUUUUAUUAACAUUGCAUUCAAGAGACAUGAUUUUGCUGUAUUUUUGUUUCUUUGGAUAGAAUGCCAAUACUUGUCCAGUUGGACGGAAACCUUACACUGAAAUAUUAGUGCAUGCUUCAAGGAAAGGACCUGUGUUACAGAAAGUAAGACAGCUAUGUUGAAAAUCUAAGUUCACAUGAUUAAGACCCUAAACUUGCUCUAAGAUGAAGACAUUUGCUUAUGUCUGUAGUCUCUUUCAGUGUAGGCCCAGUGUGUUUGGUAAUCAGUGCACAGUGACAUUUUCCUCACUUGAAUGUCAUAUUUUGAUUUAGAUUCCAGUUGAAGAAAGACUCGAAGAAGAAGAUGACAUGGAGGAUGAUCCGACAUAUUGUGAGGUAUAGUUAUUCAUUCAGGGGUUUUAUCUCACUAUUUGUGAUUCUUGGCCCUUUUGUUUCACAAUGUGUGACAUGGUUCUUGAGUUUUUACACCUUGUUAAGAGCUGACAACAUGUGAAAUCAUGAUCUGAUCCCCAAAAAAUAAUACACAUGAAGUAACUGUUUUCCUUUUCUUAAGACAUAAGACUUUGGUAUCUAUCACUUUGAUGUCACUCAAAGUAUGAACCAUAAAAUUCAUGAUAAUAAUUAUACUAUUAAAAAUUCAAAGUUUUUGUUAAUCUUGGACUAGUUGCAUGGUACUUUGGACAAGAAUCCUACCUCAGUUUUGACUUUUCAUCUGUUUUAAGAUUUGUAGUCUUUAUGACAGAGAAGAACAAAUGUUGCUAUGUGAUGGAUGUGAUAAUGGGUGAGUCUUAACGCAAAGGCUUCUAAGAGUUGUGUAGAGUUACCAAGGUUAUACUCACUGUGAUCAUCACCUUCUAUAAUAAUCCAAAAUUUCCAAUAUGACAGCAAUAAAAUUGGAGGCUUAUUUCCCAACCAGUUCAGUCUUAUAAACCCCUUUGUUGUUGAUAACAGCUCCAGCUCUUUGAUAUCAUUUUAUUACCAUUUCAGUCUCUGCCGCUUUUAGUUUAGUCAAAUGAUUUGGUAAACAGAUAUUCUUUAGGUGCCAAUUUUGCAGCUCUAUAUAUGGGAGUAAUUUGGGGUUGAGUUUGGAAGGUAUAAAUCCCGGAUUUCUUUGGUUGUGUGUCCAAGAUCUACACAUGUGUGAAAGCUCUAGAAAACUCUUGCCCUCUUUUUAAAGAAUUCUGAUGCAAAAUUGAACCAAUCGAAACUUUGUGACUUGCAACUCCUUGUGCUUUAUGUGGUUUCCACCUCUACGUGUCUCAGGGUUCUCAUUUCAACAAUUGUUCUGGUUUGCAGCAGUUUUUUUUAUUUUUGGCUUUUUGUUUUAUCACUAUCACAUGAAAUGCCCUAAUUUUUUUAUUCACGUUGUUUCUAGUUAUCAUAUGGAAUGUUUAACGCCACCUUUAGAAUUUGUUCCAAUUGAGGAGUGGUACUGCCCGACGUGUUCUAAUCAACAAGAGGGUUAUGAAAACCCUGAGGACCUCCCUCAGGAGGGACACAGGGAAGGAGGUGUGAGAGAGGUGCCUCGUGGAAGGCCACGUGGGAGACUUCAAGGAAGUACUUCAAGGCGCGUUUCUGUUUCGGAACGAACAGGUUAGCUUUAAAAGGGUCAUUUUAUUAAAAAAAAAAAAAUAAUAGAGUUAUGGAAUUUGUGGAAAGUGAACCGGAGUGCACCGAUGUAAAGCAAAAGCCAUGAGAUGAGUGAAACAUACCGAAUUAGAUGGGGGGGGGGGGAAGAAGCGGGGAGGAGGGGUGAGAGGGAGAAGUGAAGGAGAGGGUGAACUUUGUGAAGGUAUCAGAGCCCCAAAGGGUGGUAUGUUAACAGUACUGUCGUUUUUAUUAAUCCAUUUUUUAAUAUAUUUCAAGGAUGUGCUGCCAUUUUUUCAAAAUCUUGUUUUUAAGACCAAUUGUCAUACUGGAUACGUUCUUCGAGUGAGACGUACUAAAACAUGGGGACAAACGGGGUAAUUGGCGUAAGAAAUCAUGAGCUUUCAUCGAGCCCAAUGUGCCAGUCGAACGUUAUUAAUAAAUGGUCUUCCAUCCUAAUAUUACAAAGUCUUUGUAUUGUAGCCCCAGCCCGAAGAGCUCGAACAGUCGCCUCGACACGAGGUCGAGGCGGAACCCGCACCGCCCGCAGACGAGGGCGAGCGAGGAGUAGCAGUCGGGGAUUGGAGCGAGGGAGCAGCACUAGAGUUCGAUCGAGUUCAACCACAACCGGAAGGAAAAGGAAGCGUAAAAAGAAGAGGAACAAGAGUAAAAAGAGGACGGGCACAUCGAGUACAAGAAAAGGAAAGAAAUCAUCCACAAAAACAACAUUGAAGGGAAGAAAGCGGCGUCGAGUAUGCGAGGAAGACGAAGUAUCGCCCUUUAUCUACGAACCUGUUAGGCGUGGAAGAACAGUUCAUGCCCGACUGUUGGAAAGUUUGAGUGCAGCGGGUCCUUCCGGCGGUGAGCCUGGCCGCUCAGCGUCUCUUGGAAGAGCACCUUUUCCUAACAGAGUCGAACCUAGUUCGAGUUUUUCGUUAUUUGGGAAUGCUUUUGCCCUGUAUGAUUUCGACGAUCAAGAUGAGGAAGUACCCGAGACAGUUCACACUGAGGGUCAGGGUAAAGUUUUGAGGUAAGGUACUAUGCAAGAAUUAAAACAGGUUUUAUCAAUUGUGUUUCCCUCAGCGAUCGCAUACUCGGCAAACUGAACCAAGGAGAAUCAGCGGCAAGCUAGACCUUACACUAGGGUCAUACACGCUGUAUAUGAUAUAAAGCGUCCUAAUUUAGUUUGUUUGGUUCAAAGCUCGGCGCCAACUAACCCAGAUGUCCUGGGAUCUAUAUUUCAAGACUUGGAUUCCUUGCACAGUCCCGGCGUGCAAGUCGCGCGUGACGGGAAAUUGGUGCAGUCCACUGACCAGUCUUCGACUAAGCAUGUCAAGAAUAGAGAUGCACAGUCAGUACGCAGCAUGGACGAAAUCAAAAAUGAAAGUAAUUGGGAGACCAGAUGUGGAGACCAGAGGUGGAAACCAGAAGUGGAAGAGAAAAAUUUAGAUGACGAGGACAAAAAGACAAAAACUACGGAUACUACCAAACAUUCAUCUGGCGACAAACAAGGAGAAAAGCAGGGCUCGAGGAUCGAGACCAUUUCUGUAAAACUUUCUUCUUCCAAGUCAUCAGAGGAAAAUUAUACUGGUGCAUGUAGGAAACUGUCAAAUGCAGGAGAAAUUCAAAAUAGCUCUCUUGCGUCGUCAACGUCUUUAAAAAUAGGUUCUCCCCCUCUAACUUCCCCCUCUUUAAAACUGACGCUCUCUGGUUUUAGAAUUCCAAAACGGAGCUCAAUUUCAGAAGAUAAACCGAAUCAAACGCCACCAAGUUUUCAUGGUAACUCGUCAAGGGUUGAUCAGGUACGAAGCCAAAAUUUUGCCGUCAUUUCCAACUUUAAAAUACCAAAAAGGAAAAACUUGUCUUUUGAUGGAACUCCAACAGGAACCUCUUUCAAUACUGUUAACAGUAAGCCUGUCAAAUCCGUGGGCCAGGUGGUAACGACGCGUUCUUCAAGUAUUGUAAAACCAAGAGAUACGUCAUUAUACGGCUUAUCUCUAGACAAACUUGUUUCUCAGUCAUGUCCAAAAUCUAAUGCUACAGAAAGUUCCCGCAUUCAGUUUAACAGCGUAAGGCCUCUCCUGCCAGAGCACAUAAUGAGGCAAGAUUCACGGAGUGAGUCAACAUCUGUACCAGGGGUGAAUAGCGUGACUGGUGUGACAAAAUAUCAUGCAAAUAAUGUCACUGGCGUUACUUAUAAACACAUGGCCAGCUCAAGAAUCACAGUACCUUGUGUAACGAGUUCAAGUAAUACCGCUGCAUGUAAGACAAAGUUUGCUGGCGCAGCUCACAGUCAUGAUAAAACCACGAACAUAUCGUUGCCUUUGAGCAACACAGUUCCUAUAAUCGACCAACCAGCAACAGAGAAAGAGCAGCGGCGUAGCAAUAUCGAAAUAAUAAGAAUGUUGAAUGAAAAGGCAAAGGAGCAUAAGGGAGCAGAUGUUUGGUGAUCGUAAAUGCACCUCCGUUUCUGGUGAGUUGGAAAAUGCGCAUGCGUUACGACAAAAGGGACUUCAUGUUUCUGAAAAGUCACCAAAACGCGGGAUUGUGUUACCGAUUGCUGUGGUCAAACCAUCUCCUCACGCCCCAAAUGUCCUAAGAAGCAGCUCAAGUUCCGUACGCUCUAACAAUUCAGAAAACUCACCAGUGAAAAGUAUUGCCAGUGGAAUUAUAGAUGCACACAGCGGUAAUACUGAGGAGUUAAAAAAAGUGUACUCAGAAUUUGAUUCACCCACCUCUCUUGGAUGUGAAAUUAGCGGCUCCAGUGUCGGACAUGAGGCGGGGGCCUUAAAACGCGACAGGGAGGCAGUGACAGGAGUUCAAAGUGACAGAGAGCAGCAAAGAAAACUGGUAAGGCUAAAUAACAAAUUAUGAUGUUAUGCAAAUUUGUCUGCUAUCUUGAAGAAUACUUGUGUGUUAAGGGCAGUUUUUGCGAGAGCAUAAACACUUCUCUAGCGCCACUGUCAAUCAUUCAGUCUUUGGAAAUAUUAUUGAAAGGUGUUUUGCACCCACGGGAGGAAAACUACCCACAAUACCUUGCUUCAGCCGAACGUGCCUGUAAGUAGGACCUGAUCAAUGUCUGGGCAACCUAUGGUUUGCACGCACACACUUUAGGUACUUAGUAUCCUUCCUAGAGAAGAAGCAAUUCUUCCCAUCACUCCUUGAAGCAAUUUUCAUUUCAGUGUCUAAAGUAUUCCGGGUUGCAUUGGUUUUGUUUUACAGCGAUCUGCGAUUGAUCUAGAAAACUCGCGCAACUCAGUAAACUAAUAACAUUUAAAGCUAAAGCCAAUCCUGAUCUGGUUACUUUCGUUUUCCCGCGCUUGAGGUAGUAAACGUGUCAUUACUCCAGACAUCUUAUUGGCUCCUUGUGUAAAUUUUCCACUUUUCUUACUGGCUGUUGCUAAGGACAGUUCAUCGAUGUGCGAUUUCGCGAUAUGAAAAUCAGUUGGUACGUGCACUGCAACGCUUAAGAAGUUAAUUGCUUUCCGCUUGUUUUGUGAGAUUUUCCUUACCUCUUUUAUUUUCCAGGGAAUAGCACGACUCCAACGGCAUGAGCAAAUAGUCGAUGAAGUUAAACUGGCACUGAAGCCAUUCUUUAGACAUGGAGAGAUCACAAAAGAUGACUACAAAGUUAUCAUGAGAAAGAGUGUGGAAAAGGUUUGUUUGAGAGAAUUCUUUCAAAGAAGAACAUGUUACUAUCCUGAGAAGCAGUCACUAAACAGAGGUGAAACUACGACACACUACGACAGUCGGGGUCAAGAAAACUUGAAAAAUUUUGGGCGGCUACAUCUUCCUUCAUUUUUUGGCCUUUUUUUAAUUCUUCUUUUUGGCGUACCUCGAAGUAUCCUUUGCUUUUCACCUCCGAACAACUCGCGCGGCAUUUGUACUCGAAAUGUUUGUAGUCGUUGCAGGAAUAAAUUAGUUAAAAUCAUUUUUCGUGAUACUCGAGGCUCGGUAAUAUUCACCUCUAGCCACCUCCACUUAGUUUAAUAGUUGUUACUGAUCGUAAGGGCUUUUUAAGGGCUAAAACUUUUGUUUGCUUAAACACGGUUUUUUUUUUCUUCUUCAGAUUAAAGAAUCAAGUAGCAGUGUGGACAGGGAAAGAGUUUGCAGACUUGUAAAGAAAUACAUCAAAAAAGUCAAGGGAGAUAAACUUGCACCGUAAAUUUAAGGAAAACAAUGGAACUAAUAAUGUGAUUGUUAUCAAAAGUGGUAGAAAAGGUUAAUUUGUUCGGUUGACUGUUGCGAGAAUAUUUCAAAAUAUCCUCUAAGUUUUGUACAGAUUUAUGCAAUUGAUGUAUUU
Molecule: messenger RNA, 7008 nt
Organism: Pocillopora meandrina
Lineage: Eukaryota; Metazoa; Cnidaria; Anthozoa; Scleractinia; Pocilloporidae
Source: the annotation of a GenBank genome assembly